Coniophora puteana RWD-64-598 SS2 is the source of this 1137-nucleotide messenger RNA. RefSeq names its product FMN-linked oxidoreductase. The coding region runs from base 1 to 1137 and encodes 378 amino acids. NCBI's taxonomy places the organism in Eukaryota, Fungi, Basidiomycota, Agaricomycetes, Boletales, Coniophoraceae. The record is from RefSeq and is a predicted model, not a curated record. The transcript has 5 exons. Gene Ontology annotation, molecular function: FMN binding; NADPH dehydrogenase activity.
AUGUCCGAAUCGACCCACGUUCCGGCUCUGUUCACACCUGUUCGCGUUGGGGACCUCAAGCUCCAACAUCGUGUCGUCCUUGCGCCGCUGACGCGUUUCCGUAAUCAUGGAGACUUUGUCCCCGGGCCUCUGCUUGCGACUUACUACAGCCAGCGUGCAAGCACGCCUGGCACGCUGCUCAUCAGUGAGGGUACCGUUAUCGCUCCGCAGGCAGGCGGUUGGCCCCAUGUUCCGGGGUUGUGGUCGGAGGCUCAAACGUCCGAGUGGAAGAAGAUCACCGACGCCGUGCACGCGAAAGACUCCUACAUAUUCGCCCAGAUCUUCGCUGUCGGCCGCGUUGCACAGCCCGCCGCCCUGGAAGAGCACGGGUUUGAUGUCGUCUCUCCGUCUGAGAUUCCCUUCACUGGCAUGGACGGCACCACCACGACCCCGCGCGUGUUAAGCGUACCCGAGAUCAAGGAGUACGUACAACUCCAUGUCAAGGCUGCGCAGAACGCAAUCGCAGCCGGGUUCGAUGGCGUGGAGGUGCAUUGCGCGAAUGGGUAUUUGAUCGACCAGUUCCUGCAGGAUACGGUCAAUAACCGCACAGACGAGUACGGGGGAAGUAUCGAGAAUAGGGCGAGGUUUGCGCUCGAUGUGGUGGAUGCCGUUUCACAGGCGGUGGGACCAGAGAGAGUCGGCGUUAGGGUCAGCCCGUGGAACGCAUUCCAAGAUAUGGGUAUGAAAGAUCCAAUCCCGACGUUCACCUACUUCGCAACAGAGCUCAAGAAGCGCUCAGUUGCUUACAUCCACGCUACAGAGCCCCGCGUCGCCUAUCUUCACGGCGGUGUUCAGCCCGCUUCAGGCGGUGAACAUGACAGGACGACAGGGUCAAAUGACUUCCUCCGCAAAAUAUGGGGAGACCGCCCUUACAUUGCCACCGGCGGCUACACCCGCGAGAGUGCUCUCCAAGUUGCAGAGACGAAGGGCGGACUGAUCGCGUUCGGACGGUUGUAUAUAUCCAAUCCUGACCUCCCUCGCCGUCUGAAGGAGAACCUUCCGCUGACACCCUCGGACCGCUCCAAGUUCUACCUUGUGGGAAACUUGACGCCGGAGGGCUACACCGACUGGCCGUUUGCAGAUGAAGUCGUGCAUUAG